Helobdella robusta is the source of this 1643-nucleotide messenger RNA. RefSeq lists its product as hypothetical. Gene Ontology annotation, molecular function: ATP binding; RNA helicase activity; nucleic acid binding. The record is from RefSeq and is a predicted model, not a curated record. Bases 141 to 1643 code for a protein of 500 amino acids. Lineage: Eukaryota; Metazoa; Annelida; Clitellata; Rhynchobdellida; Glossiphoniidae. The transcript is spliced from 13 exons.
CGAAAAUAAUAGACAAGACACGUGCGUGCGUGCAUUCGUAAUUUUAAAAGAUUAACACUUGCUUCGUGUGUUCAUAAAAAUUUAUAAAUUUUAUUAAAUCUUAAAAACGGUUGAAGUCUUGCCUGGAGAUAGACAGAAAAAUGUUCAGUCAAAAACAAAAUAAAUUAUCCUCCAAAAAAGUUGAAAGUAGUGAUGAUGAAGAAGAGUUGAAAGAAUUGCAGCAUCUGAAUAGAAAUGAGAAUAGGAAGCAAAGAAAGUCUGGUGGCUUUCAAAGCAUGGGGCUUUCUAAUCCAGUUUUCAAAGGGGUGAUGUUUAAGGGGUACAAGGUACCCACUCCUAUCCAGAGAAAGACGAUACCAAUGAUCAUGGACAAAAAGGAUGUUGUUGCCAUGGCUCGGACGGGGAGUGGUAAGACAGGUGCAUUCGUAAUUCCCAUGCUGGAAAGACUCAAAACUCAUAAUCCAACUGGUGCUCGAGCUGUCAUCUUGUCUCCAACCAGGGAACUGGCCCUGCAAACUUAUAAGUUUGCUAAAGAGCUGGGAAAGUUCACAAAACUAAAGUUUACAUUAAUUUUAGGAGGGGACAAGAUUGAAGAUCAGUUUGCUGCUCUACACGAGAAUCCUGAUGUUAUCAUAGCAACUCCUGGUCGAUUCAUGCACGUCUUAUCAGAAAUGAAUCUUAAGUUGUUGAAAGUUGAAUAUGUUGUCUUCGAUGAAGCUGAUAGAUUAUUUGAAAUGGGCUUCCAAGAACAACUUGGUGAAAUAUUGCAACGUCUUCCAGAGAAUCGACAGACGUUACUUUUCUCUGCCACUCUGCCCAAAAUGCUGGUAGAGUUUGCAUCCGCUGGUUUGAAUUCUCCUGAAUUGAUCAGAUUAGAUGUUGAUACAAAACUUCCUGAUCUACUAAAAUUGUUUUUCUUUGAAUGUCGAAGUGAUGACAAGGUUUGCGUUCUGCUCUACUUGUUGCAUCAUAUAAUAAAAUCAUCUGAACCAACUGUAAUAUUUGCUGCCACCAAACACCACGUUGAAUAUCUCAAUAUGGUUCUUACAAAGGCAGGCUACAAGUGUUCUAUAUCAUACAGCUCACUGGAUCCAAUAGCUCGCAACAUUAAUGUUGACAGGUUUCGCAACCGACGAACCAACAUUUUCAUCGUCACCGACUUGGCUGCCCGAGGAAUCGACAUUCCUCUUUUGGUCAACGUCAUCAAUUUCAACUUUCCUGCAAAACCGAAACUCUUUCUCCACAGAGUUGGGAGGGUGGCAAGGGCAGGCAACAGCGGCAAUGCGUAUUCCAUCGUGUGCGCUGACGAGAAGGCCUACGUUCUCGACCUGCACAUGUUCCUAGGCAGAACCAUCAACUUCGUCAAGGAGUCUGAUGCAGUAAAUAAUAAUGUCGCUGAUAACCUAUAUGGCUUGGUGCCACAGUCAGCAAUCGAUGAAGAAGAUAGGUUGAAAACUUGGAAUGAAACCGUUGAUUUUAAGAACAUGUUGAAAGUGACGUCAAAUGCGUAUAAACAUUACCUGAAAACACGAAACCCAUCAUCAUCAGAGAGCAUCAAGAGAAUGAAGGCAAUGUCCAAUGAGAAAUUGGGCUAUCAUCCUCUAUUUGCUCGUUUGUUUAGCCAUCUGAAAUUUUUUCAUUAA